Molecule: messenger RNA, 1009 nt
Organism: Spinacia oleracea (spinach)
Lineage: Eukaryota; Viridiplantae; Streptophyta; Magnoliopsida; Caryophyllales; Amaranthaceae
Exons: 2
Coding region: 91-780 (229 amino acids)
Molecular function (GO): zinc ion binding
Source: RefSeq, a predicted model, not a curated record
GCUGCUGAAGACCUACUGAAAAGGAACUACAAGAAAUGGUGUAGGGCAUUCUACACUCCAUUAUCUUGUUGUGACAGUGUAGACAACAACAUGAGUGAGGUGUUUAAUGCAUACAUCUUGAGUGCAAGGCACAAGCCUAUUAUUACCAUGUUGGAAGAUAUCAGAGAGGGUUUGAUGGAAAGACUGCAUAAGAAAAGAGAUUUCAUUGGGAAAAAGGAGAUAAUGUUGUGUCCUAGGAUCCAAAUUCAGUUAGAGAAACACAAAAUUUGGGCUAGGGGUUGGAAUGCAUACUGGGAUGGUGGGUUUUGCUAUGGAGUAAGAGAAGGUGCAACACAGGUUAAGUAUGUGGUGGAUCUGAACCAACAUACUUGCAGUUGCAAUGCAUGGCAGGUGAGUGGGAUUCCAUGCAAACAUGCAAUUGUUGCUAUAUGGAAUAAAGUAGACCACCCAGAACAAUAUGUCAAUGCAUAUUUCUGCAAACAGACCUACAUGAAGGCAUAUGAAUUUUUGUUAGAGCCUUUAAAUGGUCCUCAAGAGUGGCCUACUUCUGAUAGCAUUGUUGUGGCUCCAAAUGUGAAAAAGGUCAAUGGAAGACCUAAAACAAAGAGGAGAUAUGGUGUUGGAGAGGUAACUGCAUCUGGUAAGCUGAAGAGAACAGGUUGUUCUAUGAAAUGCAGCUUAUGUGGUGUGAUAGGCCACAACAAAAGGGGUUGCAAGAAUGCCCCUAAGCAACAACAACACAGCAACAAUCAUGCUACUGCAGAGCAGACCACACCAUAGCAACAACACCCAAGAACCAGUUCAGCUAUACCAAUGCACAAUAGGGGUGUGGGUAUUUAUACCUACCCAAAUGGGUAUCAAAGAAUAGCUACUCCUAUAUCACAACACUUCCCCACACCACAGAGGCAAAGACCUCCUGCAGCUUUCUAUUCUGAUCAUGGGGGUGAGCAAACCAUCUACUCCUUCCCUGCACAUGACUUCCCAUUGUCACAGACUCAACCAAGUCAAG